AUGGCGUCCGAAGUUGUUGCACCAGUGAAAUGGUAUCGAUCAACAUUCUUCAACAUCACGAUUCUCGGCCUAUGCAAUUUUGCUGCGCCAGGCAUAUGGGGAGCUAUGAACUCCCUCGGCGCCGGAGGAGCCCAAAAGCCAUACUUGGUCAACACUGCAAAUGCCUUGACAUUCUGUCUCAUGGUUGUUUCCUGUCUCUUUUCCAGUGCCCUGGUUCGGUUGAUUGGUAUAAAGGGCGCUUUGAUCUUUGGCACACUUGGCUACGCACCUUAUGCCGCAGGCUUAUACACAAAUAAUCGUUUCGGCAUAGAAUGGCUCGUCAUUCUUGGUGCUGCCCUGUGCGGCAUCUCUGCUGGUGUAUUCUGGAUGGCAGAGGCAGCCAUUGCGAUUGCCUAUCCGGAGCCCUGGAACAAGGGCAAAGCACUCGGAUACUGGCUAACGUACCGAGUCAGUGGCCAGAUUCUGGGUGGUGCCAUCAAUUUGGGCUUGAACGCGGAUCGCGAUCAGGCCGGAAAGGUGUCUUAUGCGGUAUACCUGGUCUUCAUUGCUCUUCAAUGCCUUGCUCCCGUGGGCGCGCUCUUCCUGACGCCGCCUGAAAAGGUGCAGCGCCAGGAUGGCAAGAAGGUGGAACUGGGCAUAUUCAGCAACCCUUGGCUCGAGAUCAAAGCAACCAUCAGACUGUUCUUCUCUCGAAAGUUCCUGCUAGUGCUCUUGUUUAUUGGGCAAGCCGUGUUUGCCGAGGCCGUAUUCUUCACAUAUCUUUCGUUGUGGUUUUCUGUUCGCGCGCGUGCCUUGGGAUCAUUUCUGUCGGGCAUUGUGGCCGCAAUUGGGGGCAAUGUCCUUGGGUACUGGCUUGACAGGACCAAAAUUCCGCUCAAAAUCAGGGCCAGAUCUUCGUUUUGGAUCAUUGUCACUUUGCAAGGAGCAUGGUGGACUUGGGCGACAGUCAUGUCUGCACGAUAUCGUCGCACACAGCCCACAUACGACUGGUCGAGCCCUGGCUUUGGAUCCGGGUUCCCUGUAUAUCUCUUCUUGCUACUCGGCUUCCAGUUAAACUACAUGUUUCUGUACUUCAUCAUCCAAAAUCUAGCCGAAUCCCAGGAACAGGUUAUCCGCUAUUCUGCCUUGCUACGCGGGACUGAAUCUGCUUGGCAGGCAGUCAGUUAUGGCUUGGGAUCCAUAGAGAUCAUGGCACAAGUUGGGAGCGUCUACCUAAACUUUGGUCUCUGGGCUGCUGCGAUUAUUCCCGCUUGGCUGGUUUUACGCGAGAUUGGGGUCGCAAAGCCUGGCGACGGCGACGACUCUGAGCAAAGCACAAGCGAUGCUGGCGAAAUAAAACCCGCCCGGGCCGUGUCUAAUCAGCUUUGA
Beauveria bassiana ARSEF 2860 is the source of this 1368-nucleotide messenger RNA. RefSeq names its product major facilitator superfamily transporter. The coding region runs from base 1 to 1368 and encodes 455 amino acids. The transcript is spliced from 6 exons. Gene Ontology annotation, molecular function: transmembrane transporter activity. The record is from RefSeq and is a predicted model, not a curated record. NCBI's taxonomy places the organism in Eukaryota, Fungi, Ascomycota, Sordariomycetes, Hypocreales, Cordycipitaceae. Gene Ontology annotation, biological process: transmembrane transport.